AAAUGCUGCCCCUUGGGCUAUAUCACAAGAAGCGGAAGAUUUAAACGCCAUAAUAGCUUUAACUAUCGGAACAGCCGUCAAGAAUUCAGAAAAGAAAAAGUAUCCAAAGCGUUGUCAAGGUCAAGAACGUCGUCAAUAA
Cetraspora pellucida is the source of this 139-nucleotide messenger RNA. NCBI's taxonomy places the organism in Eukaryota, Fungi, Glomeromycota, Glomeromycetes, Diversisporales, Gigasporaceae. The record is from the annotation of a GenBank genome assembly.